UUAGUUUGUGUUUCCGGGUGAAGGCGGCAGCGGCGUGCAUUUCAACACAUCGCAGAGUAGCUAAAAGCUUCAGUUAUGCCCCUAAUAGUGAUGUGUGGAUACCCCUGUAGUGGUAAAACAAUCAGGGCAGAAGAGCUGAAGGGGUAUUUUGAGGAGAGCUCUCAACGAAAGGUUCAUAUUGUUGGAGACAAAGGUCUGGACGUGGAGAAGAACAGUGUUUACGCAGAUUCCCAAAAGGAGAAAAAUGUUAGAGCGUCUCUAAAAGCUGAAGUAGAGCGGAAAGUCACCAAAGAUGACAUCGUUAUUUUGGACUCAUUAAAUUACAUUAAAGGGUACCGCUAUGAACUGUUCUGUCUCAUCAAACAUACACAAACACCACACUGCCUGGUGUACUGUUUGACAUCAGAUGAACAGAGCUCACUAUGGAACACCAGCAGAGAAGCUGCAGAGCAAUACAACCAGGACAUCUUUGAUGCGUUAGUUCAGAGAUUUGAAGCGCCAGACUCCAGGAACAGAUGGGACAGCCCUCUCUUCACCAUCCUGAAAGACGACACGCUUCCAUUUGAGGCCAUUUCUGAUGCACUUUUCAAAAGAAAAGCUCCCCCACCGAACCAGUCCACUCAGAGUCAACCGUUGUCUUCUGUAAACUUCUUGUACGAGUUGGACAAGAUCACGCAAGAUGUGUUAAUGGCAAUUUUUAACGCACAGAAGACAAGUGUUCCCGGAGAUCUUGUCCCGGUUCCAGGAGCUACGGAGAAGGUGGAGCUAACUAGGAGCAUCAACAUGGCAGAGCUGCGGAAACUACGGCGCCAGUUCAUCAGCUACACCAAGAUGCACCCGACAGAGAACACAGGACAGAUUGCCAACAUGUUUGUUCAGUAUUUAAAUAAGAGUCUUCACUGAGCUUUUAUACUAUUGGUUUCUAUUUUAUUUUCUGUGACAAAUAAGUAUAUUUAAAUAUCUGUUUUUGUAUUAUUGGUCAUUUUAGAAUGUUACAGUUCAGUUUUAGACACGUACAAACUGAAACACCAUAUUUUUAAUGUGGAGGAACAUUUUAUUAUCCAAAAUUACAAACACACAAUCUCUAGACACAACAAUCAAAGUAGCUAUAAUGGAAAUCUGUAAAGCCAAAAGGAAAAACCAUAUCUAUACUAUGUGUUUGACAAAAAAUGUGUCUCACCAUGAGGUCUGCUUAACUUUACCUCUCAAAAGUUUUCAUCAACAUUGUGUGGCCUUUCUUAACUAAUAAACUAGCUCAGUUGUGAAAAUAAAACGGCAAAUAAAGGAAUUUUUGGUCAAGGUGCUAUUUCUGUCAUCAAGAAUGAACGUUUAAGCUCAACAGGCGACAUACUUAAAUGAAAAUUUAAUAAAAUCAGAUUUUCAACUAAAUAUUAAAAAUGACACUCUGAUUUAUGAUUAUGUUAGUUUGUCCAAUUACUUCUGGCUCCUGAAAAAAUGUGGAGGGCACAUAAAAUGUGUUGUAAUUCGUACACCAUUCACCUGAUUUGGAUGUAAAUAUCCUCACAUUAAAGCUGAAAGUGUGCACUUGAAGCAAAUCUUGAUUAUUUCAUUUCAAAUCCAGUGUGGUGGUAUACAGAGCCAAAAUGCUGAAAAUUCUGUCCAACUAUUUAUAUGCUAAAUAUCAAUCCUGACCUCUAGGUAUAUAUUUAUUAUUCCCAGAUUUUUUUUUGCUGAUGUCAUUGUUUGAAAUGAAUUCCAAGUUCAAGUCGGCAUCCAGCCAGUGCUCAGCAUUCUGAGGCACUGGUUAGCCUUAAUUCCCCGUGUUUUGUACCUGUGUUUGUACCUCUGUGUGACCAGCUCGAUAAACAGUACCCGUUUUGUUCUUUCGUGGAAUUUGUAAGCCAGUUGCUGCUGACUAAAGCUCUUACAAAGAACUUUUAUUAUGUAAGAUGAUUGCCAGAACACCAAGAGCAGGAAGUUGUUCACAGGAAUUACAAUCUGCUUUGCUUGCAAGUUCACUGAACAAAAAUACAAACACAGCAUUUCAUAUUUUUAUUAAAUCCUAUUCAGUCAUUUUCACAGACUAGAAUAAGUAUUUGUUGUUCCAGCAAACAAGGUCUAUUUUAUUAUUUAUUUCAAUUUAACCAGGAAGUCCCACUGAGAUUAGAGAUCUCUUUUACAAGGGAGACACUGACAUUCCUUCUUUACUGUGUUCUUUACCAUACUUUUACGCUCUACAACAGAAUGGGUAUCAUGAAACAACCAAGGACACACUAUACUGGACAACUGGCACAUGGAGAGUUGGAUUAUAACUAGGUUUCACAAAUCGGCAUGAUGAGGUUGUUGAUGCUGCUAUGGGGAAUAUUUUCCUGAAAGAGUUGGUGAAGUUGAUGGACAUUUUGAGAGACACAUUGUUGGAUAUCAUGAGCAUCAUGUCACAUGUUGCCUCAUUAUCCUGUCUGAACCAGUUUCUUAGAUCACAGAUGGUGGAAUUAUGGACAUUCAAGUGUCUGGCUGCAGUCCAAAGUGACCUUCCAGCGUCCAGCAUGCCAAAAGCCUGUUCUUGUCUUUUAUCAUCUGUGGCAUCAUUUCAUUUGAAUAUAACCUCAUUUUCAGGUGUUUUUAUAUAUAAUCACUGGUCAAGCUAUCUGAUCAUUUUUCUUUAAAGACACACCUGACUACACAGAUUAACUUCGUGGUCGAGAAUUUGUCACCAGCUGAACAGCUCAAAAACGUCUUCUGAAGACCUUUUGCAUAUUGCAUUUCUAUUUUUGUUCGGUGUAUAAAGUUAAUGUGACUGCAUUGGAGUGUUAAAUGAAGAGUGAUUAUGUACAUGUAUAUAAGGUAUAUAUUUCCAUAUAAAAGCAACAGAAACAAUA
Molecule: messenger RNA, 2840 nt
Organism: Amphiprion ocellaris (clown anemonefish)
Lineage: Eukaryota; Metazoa; Chordata; Actinopteri; Pomacentridae
Gene: kti12
Product: KTI12 chromatin associated homolog
Exons: 9
Coding region: 76-903 (275 amino acids)
Source: RefSeq, a predicted model, not a curated record